Molecule: messenger RNA, 365 nt
Organism: Bursaphelenchus okinawaensis
Lineage: Eukaryota; Metazoa; Nematoda; Chromadorea; Rhabditida; Aphelenchoididae
Source: the annotation of a GenBank genome assembly
AUGGUCGACAACUUCGGAGUACGGGAACUCAUCUGGCUGGUGUUGUCGUUUGUCCUACCGGUAUGAUUCUUUUAGAAAACAUUGGAUUCUAAUUUGUUAUUUGCUGAUGCUAUUGACUCUGUUUAUAUGCUAAAAUGAGAAUAUUUUUUAAUUUUUCGAUUUCAGCCACUUGCUAUUUUCAUCAGAAACGACCAGUUGAAUGUACACGUCUGUUUGAGUAUCGUGUUGUUGUUCAUCUUUUGGUAAGUGUUUGCUUUGUUAUUUAUUACCUGAGGUUUAGGCUGCCUGCUGUAAUCCACUCGCUGUGGUACUGUUUCUUCCGUUCCGACAGCUACACUCCACCUACCGAACAAGAAAAGGCUUAA